GUGCGUGCGCGCUCGCGUUCGAGCGAAUGAUGCGCUGAGGCUCUCCAGCAGUGCGCAUCUCCUCCACUCGCGACCAGGUGUCACAUUCUUCGGAUGCUUCUGACCAUUUGAACCCGGGACCGAGUCAUCAUGACGGACCCUUCCUCAACUGCUGACCCCACUGCCGGUCCUGUAGACCCCGGUCCAGGUGCUCCUGCUUCCGUUCCGGAUCCAGCGGUAGUGGAUCCAGCAUCGAUUCCUGCAAACGGACACCAUUCGAACCAAGCAGAUACUUUCAACAUGGAGCAGCAGAUGAAAAUAGGAGAGACAGAUGACAACGGUCUUCUGGAGAGCAGUAUGCGUCUGAAACCCCACGAGGCUCAGAGUUACAGAAAAAAGGCAUUAUGGGUAUCGUGGGUCUCCAUUGUGGUGACGAUGAUCUUAGCCAUCGCUGCGUUCACUGUUUCUAUAAUGCGGCAUAGUGCAUCAGCCUUUGGGUUUGCUUUUGACGCUACUCUUGACGUCCUGUCCUCCAUUAUCGUGAUUUGGCGAUACAGUAACGCCGCGGCCGUCCAUUCAGCGCACAGAGAAUACAU
Molecule: messenger RNA, 575 nt
Organism: Rhinichthys klamathensis goyatoka
Lineage: Eukaryota; Metazoa; Chordata; Actinopteri; Cypriniformes; Leuciscidae
Product: transmembrane protein 163-like
Exons: 4
Cellular component (GO): synaptic vesicle membrane
Molecular function (GO): zinc ion binding
Source: RefSeq, a predicted model, not a curated record